Messenger RNA from Xyrauchen texanus (razorback sucker), 2185 nucleotides. It is a transcript of the gene gcna, whose product is annotated as germ cell nuclear acidic peptidase. The transcript has 13 exons. Gene Ontology annotation, cellular component: nucleus. The record is from RefSeq and is a predicted model, not a curated record. The coding region runs from base 122 to 1909 and encodes 595 amino acids. Lineage: Eukaryota; Metazoa; Chordata; Actinopteri; Cypriniformes; Catostomidae.
UUUAAACUUCAGCUGAUUUCUUUUACACAUCGCAUUCACUUUUUCAAGCCUUUAUUGAUGUGACAACAGGCGAGUAAACUGCACCGGUGCUGAUCGGUUGUUUUUCCAUCUACAAGCUGCAAUGGAUCCAGGCACAACGUCCCUGUUUCAAAGAGUCUCUGAAAAACUGGGCUGGGACAGAGACGGAGGUCUUGAUGUAGUCGAGGAGAAGUUGAGAAAGAGCUUGAAGAAAAGUAGACGGCCAGCGCUGGGCAGUUAUAACUCAAGUCCUUCAUCAGGCACAGAUCCAGCUCACAGACUGCUGUUAUCUGAUAGUGACAGCUCAUGGAAAGAGAAUCAGCUCAUUUCUCGAGAGGAACACAUUAACACAAAUCAUGUGCUUUUGAGUUCAGAUGAUGAGGACUUUGAUCAGUUUCUUGCUCAAAAGGCUACACCAAAACCCACCCUUCCAAAACUGUCCACAUCAGCUGCCAGAACACCAAGAGAACCAAUUCCUGUUCUGUCUUCAGAUAGUGACGAUGAGUUUGAGAGCUUUUUAAAUCGAGUGAAAACCCCGAAGAUUAAAGUCUGGUCACAGUCUGUGAAUGGCAGUGAUGACAGUUUGAAACGGUUCAUAGUGGACAGCAUGUCAUCUGAUGAUGAUUUUAUCACAGACAAGAGGAAGCCCUCAAUUAAUAAAGGGAAUGGCAAGACUUCUAAAACUCCUAAAUCACUUCAGAAGAGAGAGAAACAGCCUCCAUCUCACUGUGAUUCUCCAGUGUUCCUGAGUGACAGUGAUGAUGACAGUAAUGUUGUAAUAAUGAGCACAUGGAGGAGCAGACACAGCCGUCCACCAUCUGAGGAACAUCACUCAACUAGUAAAGAGAGAGAGAAGCCUCAUGUUCCUCCUCCAGCGAUCACUGUGACGACACACACCAAUCGAGAUGAUACAUGCAGCUCUGAGGAAGAGCUCCAGUCCCUGCUGGACAGAGUCAGACAGAAUCAGAAUCUGGGGAGCAGAACAAAUGCGAGCCCAAAGCCUCCUCCGGCACCCAAACCACGUCCUCCCUGUUUGUCGACACCAUCUGCAGUGGGUAAAAAUGUGGCUGACAAGGCACCAGUUAAAGGAUUACACACAAUCCACACCCCAGUGCAGAAGCCUAGUAGCAGACCAGUGAGCCAUACUGAGCCUAGAGCUCCAGCCAGCAGCAGAGUGGUCGUGUGUAAAACACCUGGCUGUUUCCUACAGUCUCUGUCUGGUCCCGGAUCAUCUUACUGCCGCAGCUUUAAACAGAACAAAGAGGAGCUCACCGGUAAACUCUACCAACUCUAUAACACCAGUGUGUUUGACAAUCAGCUUCCCGCUGAUAUGUCUGUCACUUGGAAUAAAAAGAUGAGGAAGACCGCAGGAUAUUGCAUCUCGGGUCAAGAGCGCGGCACUGGAAAACGAUACGCCCGCAUUGAGCUGUCUGUCAAAGUGUGCGACUCUGCAGAUCGGUUACGGGAUACAUUAGUUCAUGAAAUGUGUCAUGCUGCCACAUGGCUCAUAAACAACGUUCGUGAUGGUCAUGGGCCUUUCUGGAGGCUCUACUCCCGCAAAGCCAUGCUCGCACAUCCCGAACUGCCUAUGGUCACCCGUUGUCACAGUUAUGACAUUAACUACAAGUACCAAUAUCAGUGUAACCGCUGUAAGAACACGAUCGGACGUCAUUCUAAGUCACUGGACACCUCCAAGUUUGUGUGUGCUCUGUGCACUGGACAGCUGGUCUUACUGACUCCAUCAAACCCACGGGGACCAGCACCCUUCGCCACCUUCGUAAAGGAGCAUUACGGCACUGCGAGACGAGAGCUGACGGGCCAGAGUCAUGCCGAGGUCAUGCGCAAACUCAGUGCCGACUUUGCAAGCAAGACACGUCUUAGUCAAAGCUGAUCUCUGAUUGGACACAAACCCUUGAAUACCUCAUGCCAUCAAGGCUGCUGCACUAGUUAGAGUUUGUUUGGUUAAGUCUAUGUGGACUUGCUUAAUUAAUCAGUCUUGUUUGUUUUUUUUUACUGUGAAAUAAUUUUAAUUAAGGGCCAAAAUCGUAUGAUGUAGGAGCUGUAUGAUUUAUUAGCCUCAUUGAUAUCUGUUCAUAUACUGUGUUGUUAAAUCUGAGAAUGUGGGUACAGUCGCCAACUCAAGUUUUGACAUCAAAGGGAUCUGCGU